AUCAUUAAUUAACUAGUAGCAAAUAAAAAAGUACAUUUCGUUAUCUUAAGCUCCCGCUCUCCCCAAGGAAGAACAAGAAGAAUAAUGAGUCGUGUGUUCGUCGUCAUCACUGCUCUCAUCGCCUGCUUUGGCGGAGCGUUGACUUUCAACGGCGAUGAUAACCCAAUCAGGCAAGUAGUUUCCAACGAGUUGGAGAGUCGAAUUAUUCUCCAAGUAAUUGGCCAAACUCCCCAUGCUCUCUCCUUCCUUCGCUUUGCCCGCAGGUAUGGAAAGAGAUACGAGUCAGUUGAGGAGAUCAAGCAGAGGUUCGAGAUAUUCUUCGACAAUUUGAAGACGAUUAGGUCUCAUAACAAGAAACGACUUUCAUACAAACUUGGUGUUAAUGAGUUUACUGACCUAACAUGGGAUGAGUUUAGGAGACAAAGGCUAGGAGCUCCUCAAAACUGUUCUGCUACCACAAAGAGCAAUCUUAAGCUCACUAAUGUCGUCCUACCAGAGACGAAAGACUGGAGGGAAGCAGGAAUAAUAAGCCCAGUGAAGAAGCAGGGCAAGUGCGGAUCUUGCUGGACAUUCAGCACUACUGGUGCUCUGGAGGCAGCAUAUGCACAGGCAUUUGGGAAGAACAUCUCACUGUCUGAGCAGCAACUCGUAGACUGUGCUGGAGCUUUUAAUAACUUUGGGUGCCACGGCGGGCUUCCAUCACAGGCUUUUGAGUACAUUAAAUACACCGGUGGUCUUGAUACUGAGGAAGAAUAUCCUUACACUGGAAAGGGUGGUGAUGGUGUAUGCAAAUUCUCGUCAAAAAAUGUUGCUGUCCAAGUCCUUGAUUCUGUCAAUAUUACCAAGGAUGCUGAAGAUGAACUAAAAUACGCAGUUGCAUUUAUUAGACCGGUUAGUGUAGCUUAUCAGGUGGUAAAAGGUUUCAAAGAGUACAAGAGUGGAAUUUACAGCAGCACUGUGUGUGGCAACACUCCCCAAGAUGUGAACCAUGCUGUUCUUGCAGUGGGAUAUGGUGUUGAAAAUGGUACUCCAUAUUGGCUGAUCAAGAAUUCAUGGGGAGCAGAUUGGGGUGACAAUGGAUACUUCAAAAUGGAUAUGGGAAAGAACAUGUGUGGUAUUGCAACUUGCGCAUCAUACCCUAUUGUUGCUUGAGUUCCCUCAAUCUGAUCAUGUUCAUGUUGGCUAUGUCACAAGUAUCCUCUCUCCAGGGUCAGAUUUAUGUUCAAAGACAGAUGAAGGGUUCUUUAUACUGAAUUGACAAUGAUUCUUGUCCAUGAAAGUUCUCUCUGUAAAUAUUAAGUGGAGAUUACUGCAUUGUCAAAGUUAUCAAUGAACUGAUUUGCUUGGCAAAAUAA
Messenger RNA from Lycium ferocissimum, 1355 nucleotides. Its product is annotated as cysteine proteinase 3-like. Gene Ontology annotation, cellular component: lysosome. Lineage: Eukaryota; Viridiplantae; Streptophyta; Magnoliopsida; Solanales; Solanaceae. The coding region runs from base 85 to 1152 and encodes 355 amino acids. The record is from RefSeq and is a predicted model, not a curated record. Gene Ontology annotation, molecular function: cysteine-type endopeptidase activity. Gene Ontology annotation, biological process: immune response. The transcript is spliced from 8 exons.